Molecule: messenger RNA, 1709 nt
Organism: Camelina sativa (false flax)
Lineage: Eukaryota; Viridiplantae; Streptophyta; Magnoliopsida; Brassicales; Brassicaceae
Product: phosphatidylinositol:ceramide inositolphosphotransferase 1
Biological process (GO): ceramide biosynthetic process
Cellular component (GO): endoplasmic reticulum membrane; plasma membrane; trans-Golgi network
Molecular function (GO): sphingomyelin synthase activity; inositol phosphoceramide synthase activity; ceramide cholinephosphotransferase activity
Source: RefSeq, a predicted model, not a curated record
UGUUGAACUCGCGUUUUAUCGUACACACCAAACGAUGCUUAAAAGGUUAAAACGCUGAUUUUGCCUUGUAUCAGAGAUUUUUGGGGGCAACGGAGAAAUUUUUGUUUUUUAGGGCUUUUUUUUUUUCUUUCUUUCUUUUUGGGUUAUCAUCGUCGUCUCAGAUCCUUCUUAAAGGAACAAUCUUAUUUUGUUCUUAGAUUCUUUCACUCUCGUCUUUUGAUCUCUUCAAGUUUUGGUGUCGCCGUCGUUCUCGUUUCAACCUUUUUUCCGAUCUUCAAUCAAUCACCCGCGUCUGUCCCGACUUGGAUUUUAUUUCCGAUCAGAUAGAUAAAAUUUGAGAUUAGGUGGUAAAAAUAUUUUAAAAUUUGGUUGGGUGUUUUGGUUUGGUUUGAUGAUGUUGACACGAACUGUUGGGGUGUGAAGAGUAGUAAGGAAGUGAAAGUGUAUAAGCAACAAAGAAGAAUAUAAUGAACCUUUACAUUCGCCGCGAAGCUUCCAAGCUAUGGAAGAGGUUGUGUUCGGAAAUCACGACAGAGAUUGGUCUCCUUGCUGAGAAUUGGAAAUACCUUCUUGCUGGUCUUCUCUGUCAGUAUAUUCAUGGUUUAGCUGCUAGGGGAGUUCAUUAUAUUCACCGGCCAGGACCAACGCUUCAAGAUUCCGGCUUCUUUGUUCUUCCGGAGCUUGGUCAAGAUAAAGGCUACAUAAGUGAAACUGUCUUCACUUGUGUAUUUGUUUCAUUUUUCCUGUGGACUUUCCAUCCUUUCAUUGUGGAAAGCAAGAAGAUUUACACUGUGUUGAUAUGGUGCAGGGUUCUCGCCUUCUUAGUUGCUUGUCAGUUUCUCCGUGUCAUAACAUUCUAUUCGACGCAGCUUCCUGGCCCUAACUAUCACUGUCGAGAGGGUUCUGAGCUUGCCAGGUUGCCAAGGCCACACAACGUUCUUGAGGUGCUCUUGCUUAACUUUCCUCGUGGGGUGAUAUACGGAUGUGGAGACCUGAUUUUCUCAUCGCACAUGAUAUUCACACUAGUCUUUGUCCGCACUUACCAGAAAUACGGUUCUAAAAGGUUCAUAAAGCUGUUAGGUUGGGUCAUUGCCAUUUUGCAAAGCCUCUUGAUUAUUGCGUCCCGUAAACAUUACACAGUCGAUGUGGUUGUUGCGUGGUAUACUGUGAACUUAGUUGUCUUCUUUCUCGACAACAAAUUACCAGAACUGCCUGAUCGAACAACGGUGUUGCUCCCUGUCGUCUCAAAAGAUAGAACCAAAGAAGAGAAUCACAAACUCUUGAAUGGGAACGGUGUUGAUCCAGCAGAUUGGAGACCGAGGGCUCAAGUGAAUGGCAAAGACAGCAGUGGAGGUCACACUGAUAACAAUACCAAUGGCGCAUGAGAGCUCAGUAUUAUGGGUUGUUGAUCAUUGGUAAAUUUGAUGAUAUCACUAUUGAUUCAGAAGAGAGCACGAUGGAGUUUGUAUAUUCCCAGUUCCUUGCUUGUCAAGUAAUCUGAUGUUUGUUAGGGAUCUUACACUUUUGAUAAAUGAUGAAAAUAUAACCAAAAACACCAAUGUAGCCAUUUUAGGUUUCAUCAACGUUUACUUAGAUAUACAACCAACUGCCUAUUUUGGACGAUGACUAUACCUACUAUCUAAUUAGAAUGUGGGACAGUUUUUGUUGUGUUGUCUAUAGUUAUAAAACAUUCUAUCGCUAUUUUGUAA